Pectinophora gossypiella (pink bollworm) is the source of this 2781-nucleotide messenger RNA. Its product is annotated as tolloid-like protein 1. The transcript is spliced from 17 exons. The coding region runs from base 114 to 2510 and encodes 798 amino acids. The record is from RefSeq and is a predicted model, not a curated record. NCBI's taxonomy places the organism in Eukaryota, Metazoa, Arthropoda, Insecta, Lepidoptera, Gelechiidae. Gene Ontology annotation, cellular component: plasma membrane.
CGCGCCGCUACCACGCGCUAAAUGGCGCCCAAACUGGGACCGUGCUCACGCGGGUGAUCUGCGGUGGACACCAGACGGCCCACCACCACACAUGCUGACGAUAUGGAUACAGUAUGGCCGCGGCACAUUGGCUCAACUCGCUCGGAUGCCUGUCGCUGUCGCUACUAUGUCUCUUCGCAACUACUCUUCAACACACAAGCGUGUUCGGGGAAGCCACGGAGCUCUCGAGUCGGGCCGCGCUCGCUGACCCCUCGCCUACUAAACUUCCAAAGUGCGACCGCACGUUCGUGAGCCGCGGCGGCGCGAGCAACGGCACCUUCCAUGCGCCGGAGUUGGUGAACCCGAGCAACCAGAGCAGGCAGUGCCUGUACACGUUCCUCGCGGCCGCCGGACAACGGGUGCUCGUCGAGUUCCGCACAUUCGACCUGCGAGGGAAGCCACCAGAUGGAGCCGCUGUCGGAGAGCUACCAGCAUGUAUGCACGAGUACAUGGACAUCUACUCGGAGAUGGCGUCUCUGGAGUCCUCGGAGCUGGUGAACUCUGCGUUCGGCGGGCGGUACUGCGGGCCCAUCCCGCCGCGGCGGCGCGUCUCCCUGCACCGCGCCGUCGCGCUCGCAUUCUUCACAGACAAGCCGCACACGCCGCCCACGCUCUUCACAGGCACUUACUACUUCAUCAACGCCUCGGAGUUCGAAGUGGGCACUCCUGUUCCCAACACGCUGUGCUCGUUCGUCAUCGAGGCGAGCAAGCGCAAGACGGGGCUCCUGCUCUCGCCCACGUACCCAGGGAUAUACCCCAAGGACAUCACCUGCAACUACCAGUUCGUCGGCCAGCCUGGACAGAGGAUACGCCUCGAGUUCCGCGACUUCGAUCUCUUCUUCGGAGGGCCUCAUUGUCCAUUCGAUUGGGUGCGCGUGUACGACGGUCCGGACAACACGGCGGCAGUGAUCGGCACGUACUGCGGGCAGCAGCGCAACCUGGUGCUUUACAGCAGCGACGAGCGGCUGCUGGUCACCUUCUACUCGCUGCCACGCGCCGCCAACACGCAGAACCGCGGCUUCAAGGGCAUCUUCGAGUUCUCCGAGAGUUUUGUUAAGUUAGAUUUUAUAAGUAAACACGAUGCCGAGCACAUUCGAGGCUCCGAGUGCGACCAGAAGAUCCUUAGUAAAAAGGAGUCCACGGGAUUCGUCUACCAUCCAAAUUAUCCAUUUCCCUAUAUACAAAAAGUUGUUUGUAGAUAUUUUAUAUAUGGUAUGCAAGAUUCACAGAAUUUGGAACGGGUGCGGCUAGAAUUCCAGAACUUUUCUAUACCGAAGGGCGAUAAGCCUAAAGGAGACGCUGCCUGUCCAGACGGCUACCUGAAGGUCUACCUUCGCGGGCAGGAGGCGACGGACUCGUACGACAAGCACGACGCGGAACUGUGUGGAGAGGGCAGCGCGGGCCCGCCUGCCUUCCCACCGCCGCUGCUGUCGGACGGGCCGCGCCUCGUCAUGGUGUUCAGCUCCGGCGAGCUGCAGGGCCGCGGCUUCAAGGCCAAGUAUACCUUUGAGACUGAAUACCGGGUACCAGGCACGGCGGCGCCGGGCGGCGAGUGUGCGUUCACAUACCGUUCGGAGGCCAAGAAGCGCGGCGAAUUCAACUCCCCCCGCUACCCCUCUAACUACCCCUCGCACACCAACUGCACCUACUCGCUGGAUGCAACCCCGAAUGAACAGGUCACCGUCGUCUUCGAUCAUUUUAAGGUCCGAGCCGACGCGUGGAACGCCACUGCUGGGUUGUAUGGCGGCGCGACAUGCAGCGAGGACUGGGUGGAGGCGUGGUGGACGGGGCGCGAGGGUUCCCGCGUGCCGCUGGGCCGCUGGUGCGGGCUGGCCACGCCGGGGCCGCUGCAGUCCCCGCGCGGAGCCCUAGGGCUGCUCAUCGCGCUGCACACCGACCUCGAUGCCGUUGCUUCGGGGUUCAAGGCCAGAUAUGUUUUCGAGCCAGCGAAGUCGAUAUUCGGCGACUGCGGCGGCAACAUGUCUGGCGCGGAGUGGGGCGUCAUCACCUCCCCGCGGUUCCCCCUGCCGUACGAGCCGCCGGCCCGCGGCGCCGCCUCGCGCGUCUGCAACUGGUUCGUCACCGCGCGACCCGGCAAGCGACUAUUGCUCAAUUUUGAACACUUCGCUGUUGAAGGACAUCUCACAGAACGUGGGUGUCCAGCAGCGGUACUAAGGCUGUGGUACGAGAGCCCGGGCCCGCCGCUCGAGCUCUGCGGAGAGAAGGCGCCGUCCGAUCGCUGGCAGUACCUCUCCUCUUCCAACUCAAUAAGACUUUCGUUUAUAAUAGCCGACAAGUCGGUGGGCGCGGCGGGGUGGCGCGCCGUGUGGACGGAGGUGACGGUCCGCGAGGCGGGCGCGUGUCCGCCCGGCCCGCCGCCGUGCGCCGGCGCCUGCCUGCCGCCCGCCGCCGCCUGCUCGGGGCUGCAGCACUGCGCCGGCGCGCCGCCGACCAAAUACCCGCAUUGUUAGUAUGCACGCUCACAGGUUGGAUCGUAGUGCGACUCAUUUGAGAGGUCAAUUUUGCUACAUUUUCUUUCUAGACCAGUGAUUUCAAAAAGAGAAUAUAAAAUUAGAAACAUACAGUGUUAUUAAAAAACGAUGACUAGAGAUUGACGGAAUUGACAAGUCGUAAGUCUGCAGUAUCUGCGACAGCAGCGUCGCGGACGCGGGGCCUAAUAGGUGACUUAGACUACAAUUAUUUAGUUUCUAUUACAUUCUCUUCGUUUUGUAUUAAAUAAAU